GCGGUCACGCUGCGCGUUAUUCUAACAGCCAAAUUAAACAACAAAGAAGAGAACAGAUUAUUCAUUUUAAAUUAUACUAGAUAGGAGGAAAGUGAUAUAAAAAUAAGUGAACAGUUGACCUUGGGCCUUGGUGCGUCAUGUCAAGCCCAAAUAUUAACUAUCGCUCCUUGGCCGAGGAGAACGCGAAUCCGUUUCGCGAAGCACAAAUUCGCGAUGAGCCACCACAACAGCAGCAACAACAACAGAGGCAAGCAACAAUAACAAAAGCAGACGACGCAAAAUCAUUUACAGCUGCUGCGCAUUUAGACGCCAAUGACCAUGAUAACACUGUUGGCGAUGUGGAUGGGGAGGAAGAGGAGGAUUUGCACGAGCACGAGGAUACACCGCGCAACAUCAUGAUACAUAUUGUGCCCGAGACGGGCAAAGAGUCGCAUCGGUGGAAUCACAUCGAAGAUCUCGACUCGUUUUUCUCCCGCAUGUAUACGUAUCAACAGAAGCAUGGCUUUCGUGUCAUUGCGCUGGACGAACUGUUCCAGGUGCUCGAAUUUAGCUUCGUCGUUUGGCUAUUCACUUUUACGACGCAUUGCAUCAACUACGACGAGCUGUUUGGCAACUUGCCAAAUCGUACAAAGACAACACUGGACGAGGUGAUAAUACCAACGGGCGUGUGCAUCACUAAAUUUGGAUUCUUCACCUACCUGAUCAUCUUCAUAGCUGCCAUCUAUUUGGGCAUUCGAGUGCUCAAAAUGAUCUAUCACAUUACACAAUAUGCGGACAUCAAACGUUUCUAUAACACUGCCCUAGGCAUCGAGGACAGCGAUCUCGAUAAUAUCACAUGGCAUGAGGUGCAACAGCGCACCCGUCGCGUCCAGGCCGAACAACAUAUGUGCAUCGACAAGGAGCUGCUCACCGAACUGGACAUCUAUCAUCGUGUGCUACGCUUCAAGAACUAUCUGGUCGCGCUGAUGAACAAGCAGCUUCUGCCCGUGCGCUUCCACCUGCCGCUAAUUGGCGAGGUUGUUUCGCUCAGUCGUGGCAUGCUGCUCAACAUUGAUUUUAUACUCUUCCGCGGUCCGGGAUCACCGUUCCAGAACAAUUGGCAGCUACGCGAUGAAUUUGCGGUGCGCAGCAAUCAAACCGAGCUCGCCCAGCGUCUAUCAAAGCUAAUCUUCUGGGUGGCCUUGGUCAAUCUGUUGCUGUCACCUGUGAUCUUUCUGUGGCAGCUCAUCUACUUCAGCUUCUCGUAUGCGAACAUUUUGCGUAAGGAGCCAAGUGCCUUGGGAUUGCGAACCUGGUCCAACUACGGACGUCUUUAUCUGCGGCACUUCAAUGAGCUGGAUCAUGAGUUGGAUGCACGCUUGAAUCGUGCCUACGAGUAUGCGGAUCGCUACUUAAGCUCCUUCUCCUCGCCACUGGCUGCGGUGAUUGCGCGCAAUCUGCUCUUCAUUAGCGGCGGUGUUUUGCUGUUGAUCUUGGCGCUGGGCAUUUAUGAUGAGUAUGUCUUUCAGGUGGAGCAUGUACUCACAAUUAUUGCCGUGCUCACGAUCAUUGGCGUCGUCUGUCGCACAUUUAUACCCGAUGAAAAUAUGAUUUGGUGUCCCGAGCAGCUAAUGACCGCCAUUUUAGCGCAUGUCCACUACCUGCCCACGGAGUGGAAGCAACAGGCGCACACCGCGCAUGUGCGCAACGAGUUUAGCAACUUCUUUCAAUUCAAGGCUGGCUACCUGCUCAGCGAGAUAUUCAGUCCGUUUGUGACGCCGUUUGUGCUCAUCUUUGUCUUCCGGCCCAAGGCCAUGGAGAUUGUCAAGUUCUUCCGCAGUUUUACAGUUUCUGUGCGUGGUGUGGGCAAUGUCUGUUCAUUUGCCCAAAUGGAUGUGCGCAAACAUGGAAAUCCGGACUGGCAACUCAACAACAGCGAUUUGCCCGAUGUGGCCAAUGAACCAGCGCAGCAUUUGCCGCCUCAUCAUUAUGCUCAGCAACAACAGCAGCAGCAGAGCAUGAUUGGUGGCAAGACUGAAAUGUCGCUGGUGCGUUUCACACUCAACAAUCCCGAGUGGCAAAUGCCCAAGGAGGCUUCGCAAUUCAUCAAAGGCAUACGCGAGCAUGCCAUCGAUGAGCUGGUCAAGGCCAAGACGGCAUCGCAGCCGGCUGCCCGUGAGAAUCCGCUCACGCACAGCCUGAUCUCAUUUGGCACCAUUGGCGAGGAGUACUGCUCCAUUGCCAACUCCGUGCUGGCUGCCGAUCUGAGCCCCGAGCAGCUGCAGAUCUCGCAGUCCAUCACAGCGAGUCGCGCUGGUGCUGGAGUGGGAGUCGGUGGUGCCCAUGCCAUGGGCGCUGGCUAUGUGGCCGGCAGCGAUUUCGGAAUGCUGCAGAUGCUGCAGCAGAAUCUGGGCGAACCGAUGAGCAGCACCAGCAUGCGCCCUGGCCUCAUGUCCAGCAGCGUGGGACCAGCCGUAGCCAUGGACAGCAUGCGGCGACUGCGAUUGAGCAAGGCCGAGGGCCGCAUUGAGGGGCCGACAGACACGUUGCUCUAUAGCCUGUAUGGCGGGGAUCCGCUGCUGUCGAAGAAUCGCAUUGGUGUCACCGUGGCCGACAUGUGCCUUAGUGCUCUCUAUCUGCACGAAGUGAGCCAGCAGAAGCGCUUGGCGCGUCAAUCGCGCAUCGACGAAGCGGACGAGCAGCCGGGACCAAGCAAUAGGCCGUCACGUCCGCCGGGUCCAUCCGGAUUGGGUUUGGGUUCGGGAUCGGGUUCAGGAUCUCGUCAUACCGUGAUUACCUCAAAGGCUGCCGAGAGCACUCCACUUCUGGGCAACAUACGUUCAUAGCAGCGGCCCGUUUGGAUCUAAUAAUCAUAGCGUUUAAGGACAAAAAAAAAAACAAACAAA
Molecule: messenger RNA, 2885 nt
Organism: Drosophila albomicans
Lineage: Eukaryota; Metazoa; Arthropoda; Insecta; Diptera; Drosophilidae
Gene: Atg9
Product: autophagy-related protein 9A
Exons: 2
Coding region: 138-2825 (895 amino acids)
Biological process (GO): protein localization to phagophore assembly site; autophagy of mitochondrion
Cellular component (GO): phagophore assembly site; autophagosome
Source: RefSeq, a predicted model, not a curated record